GAAGAUGUUCAGAGAGACGAUGACAGCGAUCCCAGUUCAAAGAGCGCUGCUGAAGACGGUGACGUGGACCUCUCAGACGCGAGUGAGCCUGAGCAGAUCCGCCCUCCGUUGGCUACUGAGCUUGACAUGGAGCCUACUCUUAGAGAGUAUCUGGACGCCGCCGCGGAGGAGAAGUUACGGUCAUAUGAUACGAACGCAGAACCAUCAACAAAAUCUGAAAAGACCGUUCGCGAUAACAGCACUAAACCUGUCAUUCUCGCGGAGAUACCCUCAAUAAUAUUGGACCCGCCGCCGUUAAUUCGACAUCAAGAGAUCGCAGAGCCUCACAUUGCGGACCUGGGAUCUAAUCUAGAGAAAAAGAAAGAUACAGUAGCGUCCACGGAAGCGGAGAACGUAGAAUUGGAAGAACGUUGGAGAGCCUAUUGGAAAAGUCUUGCCGGAACGACACCAGGCCAUUGGAGAGACCACACAGCUCAAGAUCAUCACACUGAAAACGGUCCGGAUGUAGACAGGGAGGUAGACCAUACACCCCUGAUAGCAAUCGCUGGACAGAUAGACCGCCCAAAAGAAGAGCGUCUCGAACAUAUUGAGCCUCUUGUCUCUACGUCAAAGUCGAGGACCUCCGAUCUCCAUCGAUCCGCUGCGGAAUCCGGCCGAAGUAUCCAAGCCGAAGACCCGGUUGAGGAGAACCGGCUCCCACACGCCACCGAAUACGACCAAGCUAAGUACCUGGACGGUAGCCCAAUCCCAAAUGACAGCUUUCCUAAGGAUGGGUCACACGAGGCCCUUGGUUCAGAUUUGAGUGACCGCAAUGACGGGCUCUUAUUAUCGCCGCAAUAUCAACAGCCUAUCCUCCCAUAUACAAAUGCACCAAUGGUGAUUCCGAAGGCGGCACACAAUAAACCCCCGCCGCCCUUACCAUCUCCACGUUACAUUCCGGAGUGGGAGCACCGGGUGAGGCAGAGGGGGCCACAAGAGAAUAUUAUGCUGAAUGAUCAAGCUGAACAGAUGAGGGAGGAACAGCUGGCUGUAACAAGGGAAGAUGCAUUCAAGAACGAACCGGCGGUCGAGAGCCCUCAUGCCUCCAAUGUCGAUCAGAAAAGAUCAGUCGGAACAUCCGAAAGUACUCGAGUAUUGCCCACAGGGUCGGGUCCGACAUUGCCUUCAUCUCAGGCUGACAGGCGCCAACCUGAAGACCGUGGUUGGACAUCAAGGAUCCGAAGGGAUCUUAUUGAUGAUCGUUUUGUUGAAGCACAGCUGGCGCAUGUAUCGUCAUCCGACGAUGAGUCGGACGAACCCAAAGUAGAAAGAAGAGACAUUAACGCACUGAUGCAGAGUGGUGAUGCCACCGUUAUCAGCAACGGUAACAACGAGAUUCGCUUGAAAGUAGAUCCAAACGCUAUGCUCAAUCUGCAAUUCAAUGGCGACAAGGAAGGCCGUACCAUACAGUUUAUCCCAACCGAGGAUGGCAUGGCAGAACUCGUUGUCCGCGGCCCAGAACCUGAGAACGAGAGCACAUACGACAGCACGCGCAGGCCAGACAGAGUCUUGAGAGCCCCGCAUGACGAUCGCAUUGUUGAAGUCCCGCGGCCACUCAGACGAAGGGCGAAUACAUCUUCAUAUUACCAUGAAUAA
Messenger RNA from Alternaria metachromatica, 1635 nucleotides. RefSeq lists its product as uncharacterized. The record is from RefSeq and is a predicted model, not a curated record. The annotation marks the transcript as partial. Lineage: Eukaryota; Fungi; Ascomycota; Dothideomycetes; Pleosporales; Pleosporaceae. The transcript has a single exon.